Messenger RNA from Fukomys damarensis (Damara mole-rat), 2161 nucleotides. RefSeq names its product kinesin light chain 1 (gene Klc1). Gene Ontology annotation, biological process: axo-dendritic transport. The transcript has 15 exons. Gene Ontology annotation, cellular component: cytoplasm; membrane-bounded organelle; kinesin complex. Bases 5 to 1855 code for a protein of 616 amino acids. Gene Ontology annotation, molecular function: kinesin binding. The record is from RefSeq and is a predicted model, not a curated record. Lineage: Eukaryota; Metazoa; Chordata; Mammalia; Rodentia; Bathyergidae.
UAGAAUGUAUGACAACAUGUCCACAAUGGUGUACAUAAAGGAAGACAAGUUGGAGAAGCUCACGCAAGAUGAAAUCAUUUCUAAAACAAAGCAAGUAAUCCAGGGGCUGGAGGCUCUGAAGAAUGAGCACAACUCCAUCUUGCAGAGUUUGCUGGAGACACUGAAGUGCUUGAAGAAAGAUGACGAGAGCAACCUGGUGGAGGAGAAGUCCAACAUGAUCCGGAAGUCCCUGGAGAUGCUGGAGCUUGGCCUGAGCGAGGCACAGGUGAUGAUGGCUUUGUCAAAUCAUCUGAAUGCCGUGGAGUCAGAGAAGCAGAAACUGCGCGCGCAGGUUCGUCGUCUGUGCCAGGAGAAUCAGUGGCUGCGGGAUGAGCUGGCCAACACGCAGCAGAAGUUACAGAAGAGCGAGCAGUCGGUGGCUCAGCUGGAGGAGGAGAAGAAGCACUUGGAGUUCAUGAACCAGCUGAAGAAAUAUGAUGAUGAUAUUUCUCCCUCAGAGGACAAAGACUCUGACUCUGCCAAAGAGCCCCUGGACGACCUCUUCCCAAAUGACGAGGACGACCCAGGCCAAGGAAUCCAGCAGCCACACAGUAGUGCGGCUGCCGCUGCCCAGCAGGGUGGCUAUGAGAUCCCUGCCCGGCUGCGCACUCUCCACAACUUGGUGAUCCAGUACGCUUCGCAAGGGCGCUACGAAGUGGCUGUGCCGCUCUGCAAGCAGGCUCUGGAGGACCUGGAGAAGACUUCUGGCCAUGACCACCCUGACGUGGCCACCAUGCUCAACAUCCUGGCCUUGGUGUACAGGGACCAGAAUAAAUACAAAGAUGCAGCCAAUCUCCUGAAUGAUGCUUUGGCCAUCCGUGAGAAAACUCUGGGCAAGGACCAUCCUGCGGUGGCGGCAACUCUGAACAACCUUGCAGUCCUGUAUGGUAAACGAGGAAAGUAUAAAGAGGCCGAGCCACUGUGUAAAAGAGCCCUGGAGAUCAGAGAAAAGGUCUUGGGAAAGGAUCACCCUGACGUUGCCAAGCAGUUGAAUAACUUGGCCUUACUGUGCCAGAACCAGGGCAAGUAUGAAGAGGUGGAAUAUUACUAUCAGAGAGCCCUGGAGAUCUACCAGACAAAACUGGGUCCUGAUGACCCCAACGUGGCCAAGACCAAGAACAACCUGGCAUCCUGUUACCUGAAACAAGGAAAGUUCAAGCAAGCGGAAACACUGUACAAAGAGAUUCUCACCCGUGCGCAUGAGCGGGAAUUUGGUUCUGUGGAUGAUGAAAAUAAGCCCAUUUGGAUGCAUGCUGAAGAAAGAGAAGAGUGCAAAGGAAAGCAGAAGGAUGGGACAUCUUUUGGAGAGUAUGGUGGCUGGUACAAAGCCUGCAAAGUUGAUAGUCCGACUGUCACGACCACAUUGAAAAACCUUGGAGCACUUUAUCGACGUCAAGGGAAAUUUGAAGCUGCAGAAACUUUAGAAGAAGCCGCCAUGCGAUCACGUAAGCAGGGUCUUGACACUGUUCACAAACAGCGAGUGGCUGAAGUGCUCAACGACCCCGAGAGCACGGAGAAGCGACGGAGCCGGGAGAGCCUCAGCUCAGACGCGGUCAAGUAUGAGAGUGGCGCGGAUGGAGGGGAGGAAGUGAGUAUGAGCGUAGAGUGGAACGGGGACGGCACUGGAUCUUUAAAGCGCAGUGGUUCCUUUAGCAAACUCCGGGCUUCCAUUAGACGCAGCAGUGAGAAGCUGGUUAGGAAGCUGAAGGGAGGAAGUUCACGAGAGAGUGAGCCAAGGAAUCCCGGGGCAUCCCCAGCAGAGCCUCUGUGUGUGGAGAACGACAGCAGCAGCCUAGAAGACGCCAGCACUAACUGAAAUGGGCCUGGCCUGCUGUAGGAUGCCAGACGCUGCCGCCGCCACUGUGAGCGGCCCAGAGCUGGCCUUGUGACCCAGGGCGAGGACGGGCCCUUGGUGGCCCAGAGCGCUUGGUCUCCAGCCUGCGCCAACAAGGCCACACUACCAACCAUUGCAACUCCAGGCCUUGGCGUGUGGCCAGGCCAGAAGGACAGCAGGCGGUGCACUGUCCCUGGGGCCAUGUGCAGGGCUCCCAUGUCACCGCUCAGGCGUGUGUGAGAAUGUAUUUUAUUGUAAAGUUCCUCAAAGUAAAAGUUUAUAUCCUCA